This is a messenger RNA of Dermacentor andersoni, 1758 nucleotides long. RefSeq lists its product as uncharacterized. The record is from RefSeq and is a predicted model, not a curated record. Lineage: Eukaryota; Metazoa; Arthropoda; Arachnida; Ixodida; Ixodidae.
CCUGGCGACGACGGUUUCCUGCGCUACGGGCGGUGUUCGACCGUCUUCAUCGUCGUUGCCGACGAGUGCAUCGGGCACCAAGAAGACCGAAAUCUGGCAGAUCGACUUGCUGCCCGACAACGGAGGCGGCCGAGGCGUCGGCCACGGAGGCGGCAAUGGUGGCGGCUUCGGGCCCGUCGCACCCCCGCAACCACCGCCGGUCAUCCACCACCACCACCACCAAGCGAACGACAGGGGCGCAGUCGGUGGAGGCGUUCAUCACGUGGGAAACAUCGGCCUGCACACGUUCGCAACGGCAGGUGGUGGCGAGUCUUACGAGCAGCAGAUGCCGCUUCACGCCAUCGUGCACACCCCGAUGCAGGUCGACACGACGUCCAGGUGGCCGUCAAGCUCGGACUGCGCCAUGACCAACAAGGACAUGUCGGUGGCGGCGCCUCUCGUCGCGCUGUUCGUGGGACUGGCGCUGGCGCUGCCCAUGCUGGGCCUGCUGUUCAUCGCCAAGAUGCACCUCUUGUCGGCGCUGACGGGGUCCUCGGGCACCCACACGGUCACCACCAGCGUGGGCGGGCGCAAGGAGGACGCGCUGGAGCGUCGGCUGGCCGACGCCUGGCCCGCCUUUCGAAACGCCGUCAGCAAAUAUGUGCUCGACGGCCGGUCCGUCGGGACUACCAAGAACAUGACAGCGCAUUCCAUGUAGAACUCGUUGUUGCUAAUGUGUGUUUUCCAUGAAGUGAUGUAAUGUAGGAAAAGGCCCCGCUGAGAGAGAGAAAGAGAGAGAGGGGGAAAUGUAUAAGAGGAAAAGCAAUUUAUGUGUUGUCCUCAUAGUGUAACAGUUCCUUAGCCUGCUACACCGAUCAGAGGGAAGUAUAGGAGUUAGGUAAAAAGGCGUCGGAGAUGGGCAGUAGGAUGCGAAUAUAUGUACACAUCCGUGUCUGGACGACCAAUUCGCAGCCUGGAAUUUACGUCUGUGUUGCCAAAAAUCUUGGCAGAGUCCUGGUGGCCCAUUCUGUUCAUAUUAUGUCAGUGGCCCAGUAACACUUGUUCACUCAACGGCCUGUUGCCAAUUGGCGCUUACGAACAAUAAUGAACAAUACAAAUGCCGCUCGCAGUUGUAUUGGGCACGAGAAACUAGCCGAAGGAAUGGCAACAGAAAACCCAGGCGACGCGAACAAAUUUAUUGUGACAAAAAGCACCAAAGCAUCAAGCGCAUCAUGCGCAAUCCCGUUGUCCCAGGCUAAACGCGGGAACCACAUCCAUACACACCAUCAUAUCACACAAAACAGUUGCUGCGCAAUGCACAACCUAGAAUACAAACACGCCAGAAUUCGCAAGCCAGAUCAGUGCAUGCAUAUACACGUGCACUUGUUGAAUUAAAAGACGCCUACGAAAGAAUACCUACAGCGUCGCUAUUACAUAAUCGCAUCUGCAACGGGGAAAAAGGCUUUCAUAUGUGUUCUCAACGAAAUAUGCUCACCCUGUACGAACCACUAUAUUACAGUCAGGGUAAGUAUACGUUGUAGCGAUGCUUCCAUAGAAGCGUAUACGUUCAAAACAUGGUGGUAGUGGUGGUAGCAACUUCAUAAAACAUUGUGGUUCAUCGACGGUCCAUGGAAAUUAGCGCCAUCUGUGUGGCGAGGGAACACUUCCGGCGGAAGAAAAAAAUAAUGUGACCUCAUAUCCGUUAAAAAUAGAAGCGACAUUAUUUUUGUUGACGCGGCCCGCCUCGGUCUGAAAAGACCGGGCUUCAGGACACUAAUA